Messenger RNA from Larimichthys crocea (large yellow croaker), 1373 nucleotides. RefSeq lists its product as uncharacterized. Lineage: Eukaryota; Metazoa; Chordata; Actinopteri; Sciaenidae. The transcript has 2 exons. The record is from RefSeq and is a predicted model, not a curated record. Bases 751 to 1101 code for a protein of 116 amino acids.
ACAUCCAACACCUGAACAUCCAACACCUGAACAUCCAACCCCCUUGACAUCCAACAUCCGAUAUGUUCACAGAAAUAAAACGUUUUUCCUGAUUGUUUCACAACGGUUACAUUCAGCAGGUAUAGACACGCCCACCAGCUCCCUGAGCCUUUGUUAUUAUUUUGGUGAUAGAUUCAUAGUCAGAAGGAUCAGGCUGAAUUGGUGUUUAUUUAUUGUUGUUUUUAUCGUUACCGUGAUAAAUACCAGAAAUUAUCAGGAUAACUUUUUUAGUCUAUAUCACCCAUCCCUAGUUGUAAAGCACAUUUGCUAUUGGCUACUGUACACACCAAUCAGCACCCACGACCAGUCCCCCUUCACACCUCCACCUGUAGUUCAGUACAAGUGAAGAGUCUCUGCAGUCUUUCACACAUGAUGUUUUUCCAGUUCUCUGUGUUGACUCAGUGUUUCACUGUCUGAUCUGUAAAACAAACAUCAGACUGCUGACAGAAUAUAAACUGCUGCUGCUGAGCUGAGGACAGCACCAAAAACUGAAGUCAACAAGAAGAAGAAGAAGAAAGCUCCACAUUCUUCUUCUAAUCCUGCUUUGAGUGUUUCUCAUGUCAAAGCUCACAGAGCUUCCUGUGUCUGAAUCAGCUCCAGGCUACUAAUAAAGUUUGACUCCUCCUCGCUCCAAAGGUCCUCCAGCCUGAAAGCGAGGAGGUCAGAGGAGCAGAAGAAGAACAAACCAGGCCAACGGACGAGGACAGAGGAAUGGGAGCGCAGGAAAAGGAGGAGGAGGACGCGGCUCCUUCGGCAGAGAAGAAGCAACAGAAGACCUCCAAAGAAGUUUAUUUCUCCGUCCUGCCGGACAAAUACGAGCCUCUGAUCGAGGAGGUGGAGGAGGAGACGCCGGAGGAGAGGAGGAAGAGGAAGGAGGAGAAGAAGAGGAAGAAGAAGCAGCGGUACAAGAGGUACAGGAAGAACGUGGGCAAGGCGCUGCGCUUCAGCUGGCGCUGUCUGCUGGCCGGCUUACAGAACAUGUCGAUGGGUUACUCCACGCCCGCCACGGCCGUGUCCACCGUGAUGACGGUGGUGCAGCAACACGCUGGCAGCAGAGCAUGAUGGGAAGGGCUUUGGUUAGGACAUUUUAACAGGACUUUGCUGUUAUUUUUUUCUAACAAUGAAGGAGUUUGUGUGUUUAAUGAUAUGAAUCAUAAUUUGCAGUAAUUAAACUAUACGCCUUCAUUUAUCUGUUCAGAAACAACUUUUAGAUGACUGUUUUAUUUACAUUUGUCGUAGUGAAUUCACUGAGUAACUUCAGAUAAAUGUAGCUCGUUCUUUAGUUAUUUAUAUACUUUAUAAUGUUGACAUAUGUUCUGUAUUUUAUCAAAUAA